Callorhinchus milii (elephant shark) is the source of this 3991-nucleotide messenger RNA. Its product is annotated as casein kinase I. NCBI's taxonomy places the organism in Eukaryota, Metazoa, Chordata, Chondrichthyes, Chimaeriformes, Callorhinchidae. Gene Ontology annotation, biological process: endocytosis; peptidyl-serine phosphorylation; signal transduction. The record is from RefSeq and is a predicted model, not a curated record. Gene Ontology annotation, cellular component: nucleus; cytoplasm; plasma membrane. The transcript is spliced from 14 exons. The coding region runs from base 368 to 1729 and encodes 453 amino acids. Gene Ontology annotation, molecular function: ATP binding; protein serine/threonine kinase activity.
CAGGAAGAGCUACACAAUCUGCUGCCACUGCUCAAGCAUUGUGCUCCUGAAGUAACAAAGCAACAAACAACAAAAGGUCCUGAAUGUGUUAUUUGAAAACAGAACUUCGUCAAUUGAAGGCACGUAACGUGGUUCGACCAGCUUGUACAAAUGGUGGUGUUUGUUCAUUAUUGUUGUCGCUACCGAAGAAGCUUUUACGAAUGGGAUGAAACAAAUGUUUUUUGAAAACUCUGCUAAACGCCUGUGACUCAACAACUGUAGCUGCUGUGCUGAAUUUGCUCCAGAUAAUGCUUCCGCUCUGGAACUAUACGGUCUGAAACUGAACAACCGCGUAUACACAGAGAAUUGCCACAAGCAGGGACUCAUUAUGGAGAAAACGAAAGAUAAAGACAAAAUAGAGGAAAGGUCCAGAGUGCCAAGGAGCGGUGGACGAAGUGCCCACAAUUCUGGCGUUUUAAUGGUUGGACCCAACUUCAGAGUUGGGAAAAAGAUAGGGUGUGGAAAUUUUGGAGAACUUAGAUUAGGUAAAAAUUUGUACACAAAUGAAUACGUGGCAAUUAAGCUGGAACCUAUGAAGUCCAGAGCACCACAACUUCACCUGGAAUAUCGAUUCUACAAACAGCUGGGAUCUGGAGAUGGAGUUCCUCAGGUUUACUAUUUUGGGCCAUGUGGAAAAUACAAUGCUAUGGUGCUUGAAUUACUAGGACCUAGUUUGGAAGACUUGUUUGAUCUUUGUGACAGAACAUUUUCCCUGAAGACUGUGCUUAUGAUUGCUAUUCAACUGAUUUCCCGAAUGGAAUAUGUCCACUCAAAGAACUUGAUAUACAGAGAUGUAAAGCCUGAAAACUUCUUGGUGGGACGACCGGGGAGCAAAAAUCAGAAUGUAAUUCACAUAAUAGAUUUUGGCCUUGCUAAGGAAUACAUAGACCCAGAGACAAAAAAACACAUCCCUUACAGAGAACACAAGAGCCUUACUGGAACGGCAAGAUACAUGAGUAUAAACACGCAUUUAGGAAAAGAACAAAGUAGAAGAGAUGAUCUGGAAGCAUUAGGUCACAUGUUCAUGUAUUUCCUCCGAGGCAGUCUUCCUUGGCAAGGCUUAAAGGCGGACACAUUAAAAGAAAGAUAUCAGAAGAUCGGGGACACGAAGCGAGCAACGCCGGUUGAAGUGUUGUGUGAAAAUUUUCCAGAAGAAAUGUCUACCUACUUACGCUAUGUGAGAAGAUUGGACUUCUUCGAGAAGCCAGACUAUGACUAUCUAAAGAAACUCUUCACAGACCUAUUCGAUCGGAAAGGUUACAUGUUCGAUUAUGAAUAUGACUGGUUCGGCAAGCAGCUUCCCACACCAGUUGGUUCGAUUCAUCCAGAUACUGCUCUGGCAGCAGUGAACCGAGAUUCCCAUCAGCACAGGGAUAAAAUGCAGCAAACCAAACAUCAGUCGUCAGACCACAGGGGAGCGUGGGACGCUCAGUGCAAUCAGCAGGCCAAUCCCCAACACUUGCGAGCUCACCUGGCAGCUGACAGACAUGGUGGCUCGGUACAGGUGGUUAGUUCCACGAAUGGAGAACUGAAUACAGACGACCCAACAGCAGGACACUCCAAUGCACCCAUCACAGCCCCAGCUGAAGUGGAAGUUAUGGAUGAAACAAACUGCCAGAAAGUUUUGAACAUGUGGUGCUGCUGCUUCUUCAAGCGGAGAAAAAGGAAAACUAUUCAGCGCCACAAAUGACUCUGGAAAAAGUCUGAUCAUGGAGAGUUACUUACUUGUUCAUCUGCUGUCUCAUAAACAAGAAACCAAUCAUCUCUGCAGUGACAACAGACUUUCUCAAAGGACUUUCCUUCUGUUUUUUGCCCAGUGAUUUGGGUAGUUGUCUUAUGUGGGUAAUUUGUUUUUAUUUCAUCAGUCUUCAUCUUGGAAACUUUAUGCUUCAUCAGAAAUCUGUAUGUUCAUGUUUUGAAGUUGACCGAAGGACCUCUCUCUCGUUGGAUAAUUUACGAAACAGAAACUCUUUAAGAAUUACUUCAACCAAAAUCAAGUUGCUAUUUUCAGCAAAAAAGGAAGGGUCAGUCUGGUUCCAGCAUGUGGAGGGCAUAAAUGUUGUACGGUGCUUGGUGAUGAGAUCAAGAUCGACUGUGGCAAGUCAGAAAUUAAUUUAGUCUACCCUGGAGUUGUGGUAAACAGAUCUGUAGUAGUUGCAAAGGCAGGUCUUCUGUCAAGUGGAAGGCCCCAGAAAACAUUAAUCGAAGUCCUAACAAAUGAAGAAACUUUUUUUUAAACAAACACACAAAACAUUAUACCCUGAAUUCUACUUUAACCCUUCAUUUGUCUUGAUUGGAAAACAUCUGCACUGAUUUUCAGUAUUAAAUGUUACUGUUGUCUUUACCCGUCUUUGAAGAAGUCACUGUCCAGAGGUACUGUGGAAGGAAUUGGAUGGAUUCAGCAGGUGGUCGUUCAAGGCUGCUGCACGAUUACAAUAUACACAGCACGAGACAGCUGUAGACGUUCAAGUGUGAAAACAAUACCUGCUUUAUUUUACCUCCCAACGGAGAAACAAUGUAGUAGAAAGGGCAGCAUGUGCUUAAUGUAUUAUGACAUGUUUGUAAAAAGUAAACCGUGCUUCCUGAUGUAUUGUUUGGACAGGUUGAUGCUGAAUGUCCUGAGAGUUAGUGGAGUGCAGGGAUGGGGGGCGGGGGGUGCAGGAUGGUCUAGUCACACGAUUGGAAUGUAUUAUGGGGUGAGGCAUGUGGAUGUGAAGUAAAAGCUUUGAAGGUGAUAACAAUACAAAAGGUAUCUGGAAGAAAUUAAUCAACAGACCAAAUGUUUUGGCCUAACUGGGUUCUGUCGAGUUCUGGACACUUUUUAAUGAAUGCAUCCUCUGUUUGCCAGAUGACUUGGAAGUCCCAUGCCUAACUUAUAAAAUAAUGUUUUGAUGGAAAGCUAAAGUAAGAAUGUGAAAUAAAUGGGUCAGAUAAUGUUGCCUUUUGCAUUUAAUUGCUGUGGUAUCCAAACUGUGCAGUUGUUUGUGUGGAACAUUCCUUCCGUAUUGUAAUCACAGCUGUUCAGAGGCUUCAUGUUGGAGAUGGGUCAGGUACUUUUCCCAUAAACCCCUUGAAGUGCCUGCGUUUUGAACAAACCAGCUGUUCUACAAAGCAUCUCAUUCCGUUUUCCAUCCUGUGCUCAGCGAUCUGUUCCGUUUAAAGACAUCACUGGGAUUUCCAAGAUUGUGUAGCAUUUAUCAUCUGUUUUAUACAGUGUUUUUAGUUUCAAGAUCAUCUUACGCUGGAUAUUCUUGAUAUCUUUUUGAUUGACAACCUCAAGAACCGGAUUACGUCUCAUGCAAUGUAUUAAAUUUUAAAAUAUAUAUAUAUGUGUUGUAUGAGCACCUCUUCACGUGUGGGUUAAAAAGACUGGAAAACAAGGCAGAAAAAUAUUUCAACAUCAAACUUCAAACUGUAAUGGGCAGGAAAUCACCUCUGUGUCUGCAGUAUUUGACCAAAUCUUUUUUUUCCCCUAUCAUUGCAUAAUGUGUGUAAAUAAGUGCAGUAUGGUUUCUGUACCUCCAUAAAUUCAAACCACAUUAAAUUUACUUUCAUUGGUAGUUUUUUUUUGCCUGUACAGUACAGUAUAUACAACAUGGAGUUGCCACUGAUAGCAAGGAAAAGUGUGUUGUAUAUUGAUGUAAUUAUGGAUUGUAAUCUUCACAGGACGAAUCAACCACUUUUCGUUUGCUACGACGAAGACCAGUGCAUUUACACAAGCUUAUCGGCAAUAUUCUAAGAGCUGUAUUUUAUGUCGAGGAAGAGGUUCCUUUCUAGCGAUGCCUACUGGUCAGGGUUGGAAAACGCAGCAAUGUUCCGUUUAGGCCAGCAGUUUUGCGCAGUCAUCGCUUUUCGGUCAAUUCUAAUAAAGUGAACUCUGCCUGACUGUAUGAGUGAUGUAAUACAUCCCCGUUUCCCAAUAUGUAACGGAAAAAAAUAAAGUAGUUUUUUU